Messenger RNA from Saccostrea cuccullata (small rock oyster), 4826 nucleotides. RefSeq lists its product as uncharacterized. The transcript has 16 exons. Lineage: Eukaryota; Metazoa; Mollusca; Bivalvia; Ostreida; Ostreidae. The coding region runs from base 207 to 4325 and encodes 1372 amino acids. The record is from RefSeq and is a predicted model, not a curated record.
AUUGAACUUUAGGUGAAGGUAUAACUCGUCUUUGUGGAACAAUGAAAAGGGAUUUUUUUUAGUUUACUGGUCAUUGCAUGAUUGCAGAAGGGUUUAAGACAUGGACUUCGGAAUUUUCACACAAGGUACCAGAUUCCGUUCCUGCGAUUAGGCAUUACCUUUUACCGAAGACUAUACGGGCCUGGGGACUUUUUUGUUGAUCAAAAAUGGAAAACAUUGUGGACUCGUGUCCACAUAAUAUGACAGAGAUACUGGAAUCCUCCCUCAGAUUGGGUUGUGGCCAAGAUCAGUAUGGGAAUGAUCAGUACAUCUGUGUCCCUAACAAAAACAAAACAGGACUCGUAGAACUGUGUUAUAAUGGCAUCAUGGGGAUAAUAGAACAAGGAUACUGUUUGGAAACCGACGGACAAGAACUUGUUCAAUUUGACUGCAGUAGAUUUUCAUCAGGCUGUCCGAGGGGAUAUUAUCGAAGCAAUAAGAUAUACCAAUAUCCUGCUUGUCAAGGCAUCAAUACUGAACAAAAUUGUUAUUUAGCUGAAACCUCAUGUCCAAAUAACUCAUGGAGCACUGGUACCAGCAAGACAACAUUUGAUUUCCAAACAACAACACCUGAUCCUCAAUACGACCCAUCAUAUGCAGCAGAGAUUGCAGGUGGUCUGUCUGCUGGAGUGUUUUUAUUUGUUGUUAUUCUUACAACAGCUGUUGUCCUUUUGAGGAGAAGAAAGAAUCGGAAAAUUGAAAAACAAAAACGCAAACCAGGAAUGCUCUUCACACGUACAAAUAUUGAAUAUGAUGAAGAUAAUUGGAAAGUUGAAAAUGAGACAUUGUUGCCAGAAUGGACGUCUUUAGAGAUACUUAAUACAACUGAGCAGAUUGAUCGCAAUGCUCAAGAACAGAUCACAAACAAGACAGAUGAGCAAAGUGACAAAAAUGCACAAGAUCAAUUUGACAACAGAACUCAAAAGCAAAUUAACAAUAGUGCACAGGAGGAAUUUGACAACGAUACGCAAGAUAAAGGAGGGAAAGACAGGAAAAUGGACUCUAUUUCCCACACUAUGCCGCAGCUGCCAGUUACUAAUCCUGAGGAUGAAAGAACCACAGAAAUUGCUUUUCCAAAACUCCUAAAAUCACAUGCUUUUGCAGAUUCACCCUUUGUGGGAAGACACAACGCUUGGAAGACAAAGAUAUCAGAUGAGUUCACCACACUGACUGAUGACGAGGUGUCCGUGUUAUUCUGUUUUCUGUGUUCUGACUCCGGUCCUCCUGACUUGACUGACACAGAGUGGCUGGACAUGCUUAAUGAGAUACGGCAGGACGUGUACGAUAAAGAUAUUCCUGUAACACGUGAGGAAGCACAGCAGAUUCUGGACAGACUGAAGUCACGUGAUUACCUCUGGGAAGAUCAGGAGAAGAUCACGGAGGACACAAAGGAUGAGACAAUGUAUAGGAUAGCAUUAAGACGCCCUGAUAAACCUUUCUAUUACAGUAGUUAUGACACAGCCAAUGUGUACCUGAGAUCAGGGGGAUACAAGAGAAAACCUAGAGAGAAGUGUGUCGUUAGUCCUGGCCCAAGCUGUGAUCACUUACUGGUACUCCGUCUACAGAUGAACAUACUGACUCACGUCACCAUGGAGGACACGGGAAUAUAUGAUACGAUACACCGGAUAUUAAAUAUCCCAGAAAAUAAAAUCAAGAGCAGUAAAGAUGAACGAAAAGAAUUUCUAACGGAACUAAGAAGAGAAGGGGAGGCUGUACAUUACAGAGGAAGAUCACAGGACAGUGUAGAUCACGUGACGUGGCUCUGGAGAUACGGGAGACAUGCAAAACCUGACAUCGUGAGAUCCUGUAUAGGUCUACAUCCACACUGGGAUAUCUACAUCAUCGACAACAAAACCUAUAGAAAACCAAGUAAAAUCCUUGGCUAUCCAACGACAGUCAGAUGUCUACUGUAUUGUUUACUUAUAUCUGAUAAAUAUCGGACUAGUUUAAUUGAACAAUCACACCGAAUCACAAAGGACAAAAUCAGACAGAGGUAUUUCUCUGAUAUUACUGAUGACGGCUCGGUAGAUCCCCCUGAUGGAAUCACAGAAACACGUGACGGUGUGAUGACUUUUAUAUCAGACGACAUCCGACAUGACGUCAUGUACGCCUUUGUUACGGAGUGUCUGGUGGAGGACAGUGAUCUGGAGUUUUUCCUGACCACGGCGUCACGUGACGUGAUAUCAGAAUACUGCCGGUCCUGGGAUUAUAAGAGGAGUGAGGGAGAGAGAUGUCUUUAUUUACCGCGCUAUCCAAAGGAGAUGUACGACCUCUUCAUAGACAAACUACAGCUGGACAUCAUCACACACUGUACCGUGUCUGACAGGUGGAUUCGUGACAGGAUCAGUGAACGUUUGGGAGUCCCUAGAGAAGUACUAGAAUGGGACCAGGAGGCCAGAGAGCGGUAUGUGGAGUACGCUAAAAGAGGAACACAGACAGUCCACCACGCCCGGGGGAUGAUUGUAGGAUGUGCUGGGGCGGGGAAAACCACGCUACUUAAACGUCUGCUUGGUUGUAGUGUAGAAGAGAUUAAGGAAGUAAAAUCUACCGAGGGACUCGAGGUGCAUGAGGAAAUAUUUCACAUAUGUGAUCAAACAAAAUUAUUAAAAGGAAGAAAAAUAAACAAACAGGAUAAAAAUGAAGAAAGUUCUGCAACAGAUAUAGACGCUAAAACCUUGACAUUCUUUGACUUCGGGGGUCAGUGUGCGUACUACGCCUGUCACCAGAUUUACCUGACCAGGAGAGCUUUCUAUGUUGUGGUGGUGGACGCUUCUAAACGUCUUGACCAGAAGGUGGAUAAGAAAGUGUGUGAUCAAGAUGGAAGCGUCUUCUCUGGAUGGACAUAUGGAGACUAUUUUGUUUUCUGGAUAAAGUCUAUCCAUACUUACUGUGGUUCUGACAAUGACAAAGAUCCAAAGCCAACUAUCCUUAUUGUGGCGACUCACUGGGAAAAAGAAAACAGACAGUACCAGGAUAAAGAUGCUCUGUUGCACAGCUUGCAACAAAAACUUCCGAAAGAGUCCAAUUUCUCACAGUAUUUAGUGGAGAAAAACUGUUACUGUACCUUUUUCCCUGUCCAAACACUUCAUGAAAUACAGCAAUGUAUUUGUGGCAUAGCAUCUCAUCAGCGAUGGAAAGAAAACAUUCCUAAGGAAUGGGCCUUCUUUGAAAUAGAAAUAAAUCAGAAGAAAGAAUCAAAGAGGAUUUUAGACAUUGAGAAGUUAACAACAAAGCUUACUGGCAACAUUGACAAACAACAGGAGGGAAUGAAAUCAGAGAAGGAUAUGUUACGAUAUUACCAUGACGCAGGGAAGGUUCUGUAUUUCAAUGAGAAGGGACUUCAGCGAUAUGUCGUUAUUGAUGUUCAGUGGUUUAUUGACGCUUUCAAACACAUCAUCACGGACAAACUUCAUUUUCAAGGCAUUUCUGCUGUACAGGGUGAUUGGGACGAGUACUACAGGACAGGACAUUUAAGGGACCCACUUCUGACGGAGAUCUGGAAACAUGAAGAUAAUAAGUUGAAAGAAAAGAUGAUGGAAUCAGGUACUAGAGAAGCCGAUUCCCUCUAUGAAAUUAGGGAUUUUGGCUCCAAAUAUUCCGAUUCCGACUUUCAUCAUAAUCCUCUAUACCUACUCCAUCACAAAAAAGUGCUACUAGAUUACUUGCAAAGACUUGGUUUGAUGGCAGUUGGAGAGGAAUCUCAUUAUGUUCCGUGCAUGAAUCGAAAAGAAAUUGAAUCUGCUGUUAUUGAUUUAAUUAAAAGGUCGGAGAAGAGAUCAUCUAUACUUAUCUACAGAUUUGGCUUCUUACCAUUCUUUCUCUUUUUCCGCCUCGUUGUAUCUUGCAUGCAAAUAACAGGUUGGGAAGUACUAAUUACUGAUGAAACAUCAUGCCUGUACAGAAACGCAGCUUUAUUUUCUGUACAUGAAUACAAUGUUGUCCUAUCAGUAACAGAAACGUCUAUACAGUUACAAAUAUUUCACCCUGUGCCAGGAUGCUCGUUGGAAAAAGAUGAAACUUACAAAAUUCAGAAUACUAUAGAGGUUAUUUUAAAUGACAUUUCGGGAACCUUUCACAGACGUCUGAUGUACGAAAGAGGCUUUAGAUGUCAAGAAGACAGUGCUAGGAAUAUUGCAGUGGAUAUCAAUGGAAGAUUUGUGCGGGACAGAUACAUUUACGAAAAAGAUGGUGAAAUAAUAUGUCCGUUGCAUCCAAUUAUAAAUCAACAUUUUAUAAACGCCACUGAGCUGUCAAAAUUUUGGAACUUAAAAAAAACAUACAUCUGAAGAAAAUAUAUAACAAAGCGUGACAAUCCACCGUUUAGGUGGAUAGAAAUAGAUUCUACUUAUUCUGACUAGACGUUGAGGUUGCGGUCUGCUAAGAACAAUUAUCUUUUGAAAAAAAGUGUUAUCAGUUGAAGAGAUAUUGAUGAGUUGACAUAAAUUUCAUGAAUGGUUUGUGUCCAAGUAGACGCUUGCCAUUUCAACUCGCUUCUUUUAUUUUCAUGUAAUAGAAGUACAAGGGUUAUAAAAUGUUUUUUUUUUCAAUUAAGUUCUAUCACUUUUGCAUGUCCAUCAUUGUUUAUUCAUUUGCUAUUAAUAUAAUGUUUUCGAUAAUGUUAUUUUCUUAAAAUAUAGAUUGCUAAAAGAUACCUACGGUAAUCACCAAUAGACGAAUUAUAAGUAAUGAAACAUAGAUAUGCAAAAUGUUAAGAUACUUAUCAAAGACAAAACUUGCUUACUAGGGUGCAAUAUCAAAUUCAACUUAAGAAGAAAACUGACACAUAU